UCUCGUAAUUUCGCAGACACGUGUUCGCGAAAUUCUUAAACUCCGAGAAACACACUCUCCAGCUGGUUGAAAAAAUAACGAAGAAGAUGACGGAGAUUUUACUGCCCGAUGGCGGAGGAGACGAACUUGCUCCACGAAUCCGAAUAUCUCGGUUUAAGGUUCGCGUGGUGGAGCCUAUUGGAAGAUGGUUCGAAGCUUAUAUGCUUCGUCAACACCGUUUGACGAAUUCUAUUUCGGAUGAAUCGACUGCGAACGUUUUGAGCGAAAAACCGUUGGAAACUGAAGGACUUGUCAUCGAAGACGAUGUUGAAUAUCUGAGAAAAUUAGAUCCUAGGAAAUGGAAAGAUCAAGACCAUUACGCCGUUCUCGGUCUGAAGUCGUUGCGAUAUCGGGCCACAGAAGAAGAUAUCAGGAAAGCCUAUCGCCAGAAGGUCCUUCGUCAUCAUCCGGACAAACGCAUGGCCGCCGGAGAGAAGGUCAAUCGCGACGAGGAUUAUUUCGUCUGCAUUACAAGAGCCUUCGAAAUCCUCGGCACUCAGGCAAAACGAAUCUCCUACGAUUCCGUUGACCCCGAUUUCGACGACGAUACCCCAUCUCAGUCUCCCUCAAGCAAGGCUAAGUUUUUCGAGGUCUUUGGUCCUGUAUUCGAGCGCAACGCGAGAUGGUCUACCAUUGAACCUGUUCCCGGACUUGGAGAUGUCGACAGUCCCAGAGAAGUUGUCGAGGCAUUUUACACGUUCUGGUACGACUUCGAAUCAUGGCGCGAAUUUUCCUACUUGGACGAAGAGGAAAAGGAGAAGGGCCAAGAUCGAGAGGAAAGAAGAUGGAUAGAGAAACAAAACAGGGUUGCGAGAAAAUCGCGUAGAAAAGAAGAAAUUGCUCGAAUUCGUGAGCUGGUGGACAAUGCUUACAAUUGCGACCCUAGGAUUAUAAGGUUUCGUGAAGAAGAGAAAGAGCGGAAGGCGGGAGAAAAACGUGCGCGUCAAGAAGCCAUUAGGUUGAAGAAAGAGAAAGAAGAACAGGAGCGGUUGGCUGCAGAAGCUGAAGAAAAAAGAUUAAAGGAAGAAGCAGAGGCCAUUGAAAAAGCGCGUGCAGAUAUCGAGAAGAAGGAAAGGGAGCAACAGAAGAAAUCUCUCAAGAAAGAGCGCAAAGUUCUUCGCACUUUAUGCAAGGAGAAAAAUUACUUCACGGAAUCGGACGGGGAUCGUGUGCAAGCUAUGGAAGAGGUUGAGCGAUUGUGUGAAGGAUUAGACCUUUUACGAUUGAAAGAACUGAAUGAAGCGUUGGGCACGUCCCGUGCGAAAGAAGCUUUCGAGGAGCAAGUGGCGUACAUGCGAUCCAAGUUGGAGAUUGAAAAGGAGGAGACCAUAGGCAAUUACAUGAGAACGAAUGGCACCGCGAGUGGAGCAAGAGACGGAGACAAGUCGGACAAGUGGUCCCACGAGGAUUUACAACUUCUCAUCAAAGCAGUUAACUUGUUCCCUGCUGGAACCUCACAACGCUGGGAAGUGGUUGCAAACUUCGUCAACCAACACACGAAAACGGACAUUAAGCGAAUCGCGAAAGAUGUUUUGUCGCGUGCUAAAAUUCUGGGCAGUGGGGAAGCGUCCAACUUGAAAACUGCGGUCAAUCAGCAAGCCUUCUCCAAGUUUGAACAAUCUUACAAACCCGCUCCUGUUUCCUCCGACGUCUCCGUGCGUAACGAUGAAGUUACUGCUGAAGCUGGUGAAGUCGAAUCAAUUGGUGGAGAUAAGUCGUGGUCAACAGAGGAGCAGAAGCUUUUGGAGCAAGCUCUCAGAACUUAUCCUGCAUCUGCUGAAGACCGUUGGGGGAAAAUCGCUUCCUGUGUUCCCGGAAGAACGAAAAAGGAAUGCAUGAAACGCUUCAAGGAACUCGCUGAAAUGGUGAAAGCCAAGAAAGCUGCUGCGGCAUUACCUGCAAAGAAGAAAACGUGACGAGUGCAUUGAUGAUGAUGUGAUUUGAGUUGACUUUAAUGACCAAGGGCGUGUAUUGUGGUCAAA
Notodromas monacha is the source of this 2021-nucleotide messenger RNA. Lineage: Eukaryota; Metazoa; Arthropoda; Ostracoda; Podocopida; Cyprididae. The record is from the annotation of a GenBank genome assembly.